UGACAGGGCCCUUAUGCCGCAUAUUCGAUUCAAUGCCCGGAUGUUUUUGGAUGACGCUGAAAUAUAUUUAUCCAGAUUUGUUUUUUAAUGAACAAAUAUUUUAAACAGAAAGCUGUACUCUGAAGGAAAUCAUACAAUGGAUGUGGAGUCUUCUAAAGAUCCUAUGCGAGCAGCAUUGAAAAUGCUUAUCCAGCAUUCAAACGGGUUUUCAAAUGCACAUAAUAGUUCUGAAAUGAUUUUGCAUAUUCAAAAGGCCAUAUCCUUUGCAGUGCGACUUUUAGUGCGGACGAUGUCUUGCGGGAAUUUCGUACAACAAAAGAGAAACGCUCCAAUCGCAAAUUAUUGAAAAUUCUAGAAAUAAUUUCAAAAAACCAACCGAAGGCUGAGGAACAUCUAUUGGAGGUAGCCAAGUUGUUGGAAAAAAAAGACCCGUUUUAUUGUUUGCUAAAUUUUCUGAAUCACUAUUCUGAGUCAAACAUAAUGCAGUCAAUGCGCAAGAAAGACAUAUCUACUUCAACCCCAUUAUUAAGUAAGAAAAUGUUUGAAACUGUCACUCCAGACAGUGUAUCAGAGAUCAAGGAGAGAGUGGUGCAGGCAGCUACUGGAGGCCAUACACGCCAAACGCAAAAUAAUUCUAUAACGAAUAUUGUAGGAGGACAUUCGCCAACUUCGUCGCUUUUUCCAACAUGUAACAAACAACGUAAUGAUGCGCUUUGGGACUUCCAGACGGUAGAUAAUCUUCAAUUUCAACAAAGCAAUAUCAGCGCGAUACCUAUCAACAGCCAAGAAACGUUGCUUCUGUACGACCUUAUAUACUGUUUAACAGGUAUGCGUGGCUCAUACAUAACAUCCGAAGAAAGUGGGCAGAGUGGUGGUCUUAAAUUUAAGAUAUCCGAGCAGAUCCACAGUUCACUAAGAGAUAUCGCUCAGGAGAUGUUACCUUUAGCAUCAUACUACACGUGUGUUGAGCAGUUCAUACAAAAUGCGAGCUUCUCAGAUUGCGGGCAAGUGCUACAAGCUUUGAGUGAAGCUCUGAGGAGUAUAAUACAUGAUUAUUAUUUGCUGUUAGCACAGUUAGAGUCGGAAUUAAAUGCUGGUAACUUAACGGUCCAUAAAAUGUUGUUUUAUGUGCGUCCCACUCUAAAUACCAUGGAAGUCUUGGCAGGUGCAGUUUCGGACAUUUUGGUGAACGAGCUACGUGGUGGCCAAGCCUUGACGCUUCUAUUUAAUAAAAUCAGCGCUCUGACUGGUGACGAAGAAUCACAAAAAUUUGUCAUUCAAUUAACGCAAUUAGCGGCAGUUCCUUACAUGGAAAUAUUGCAAUUGUGGGUCCAAAAGGGAGUAAUUUGCGAUCCACAACAAGAAUUUUUAGUCGAAGACAAUGAGGUUAUUCGUCGCGAAGAGUUGCCUGAUCAUUAUUCAGCUGAUUAUUGGGAAAAACGUUAUACAAUACGUCGUGAACGUAUACCAUGUUUUCUGGAAAAGGUUUCGGAUAUAAUACUCCGUACUGGCAAGUACUUGAAUGUUAUUCGUCAGUGUGGCAAGAAAGUCACUCCACCGCAAUCAAUGAAUUUGCAGUUUUCGCCCACAAAUCAAAAUCACAUCAAUGUUAUUCAGAAUGCAUAUAGAUUCGCUUCUAAGAAUCUCCUAGAAGUAUUGCUUAAGGAAAAUGACUUGAUGGGGCAUCUAAUGUCAGUUAAACGGUAUUUAUUAUUACACCAAGGUGACUUUAUCACGCAAUUUAUGGAUGCAUGUGAGGAUGAGCUUACAAAAAAUGUUGAUAAAGUGUUACCAAUGACAUUGGAAAACUUGCUGGGACUCACAUUGCGUUUGUCAUCUGCGAAACAUGAUCCAUAUAAAGACGAUGUACACUGUGAACUAUUAACAUAUGACCUAGUCACACAAAUGUCGAAAAUCAUGAAUAAUGAAGAAGAGUAUUGGCAGUUGCAUGACCGACUGGACUUAAAUGGGUUGGAAUGUUUUGCGUUUAGAUACGAAGUGAAAUGGCCUGUUUCUUUGGUGCUGAACCACAUAGCAAUAUCCAAAUAUCAAAUGCUCUUUAGGCAGUUAUUCUAUUGCAAACAUGUUGAGCGACAGUUAUGCAAAAUUUGGAAGGAGAACUCUAUAGCCAAAAAGUUUUCGCCACAGGCUGCAGAGCUUUAUCGUUCAGCAUUUACAUUGCGCCAACGUAUGAUGAAUGCUGUUCAAAAUCUUGAAUAUUAUAUGAUGAUAGAAGUUAUCGAACCUAACUGGCACAUUUUUAUACAGAAUAUGAAUAAGGUUGAAAACGUAGAUGAAGUCCUUUCAUUUCAUCAGGACUUUCUGGACUCCUGCUUAAAGAAUUGCAUGCUAACGGACACAACGUUGCUAAAUCGUUCAAUUUUCAAGCUGUGCAAUAUUUGCUUGAAAUUUUGUGAGUUCAUACAGAAAUCCCAACGAUUAUUUCUUGACGCUGAGCUCAAGUCCAUGGUUUGCGACAGUAACGACGAGGAAAAUUCUGAUUCGGAGGUUGAUUCUUCGAGUCAGAAGCAGUCGGAAUCAUCUUUAACACCGAACGAUACCUUUUCAGAGCGGGUAAAACGUUUUGAUCUGGAAUUUACUGGAUUAUUAAUUGGGCUCCUCAAACAAAUCAAUGAUGUGGCAUCAGAUAACCCAUCGGAUCGCUUUAUAAACCUAGUGCAUCGCAUAAACUUCAAUUCAUUUUAUAAUCAGCAAAUGGAUAAGUUGUGUGCAAAAGACUCGAUGAUUUCUCAUCAAUAAACACACAAAGUGACAUAUUUGCAACCAAUUUUCACAGUAUUUCGAAAAACACAAUUUAUAGCUCGUUCUGAGUAAAAGUUUUUUUUUUUUAUAGAUAUUCCUUAUGUUUUAUUAUUAUUAAGCACUCUUGUUAAUAAACUAUUCCUGAAAAUUAACGGGAAACUACAUACAUAUGUCACAAAUAAUAAAGCAUAUUAAUUUGUUACGAAAAAUAUCGAUAUCUAU
Molecule: messenger RNA, 2985 nt
Organism: Rhagoletis pomonella (apple maggot)
Lineage: Eukaryota; Metazoa; Arthropoda; Insecta; Diptera; Tephritidae
Product: gamma-tubulin complex component 2 homolog
Exons: 12
Coding region: 481-2760 (759 amino acids)
Biological process (GO): mitotic cell cycle; cytoplasmic microtubule organization; meiotic cell cycle
Cellular component (GO): centrosome; equatorial microtubule organizing center; gamma-tubulin small complex
Molecular function (GO): gamma-tubulin binding; microtubule minus-end binding
Source: RefSeq, a predicted model, not a curated record